CUUACCCUUCUGUAAGUCUUCACAGACAGCUUGUAAAUAGGAAAAGAGGUAGAAAGUGUUUGCAUACACUGAGGACAGCUGAAACACGAUACAGGCAGCCAGAAGGAAUGAUGCUCUUCAGGAUAACCCAGAAAUUAAGAUAACAAGGGUAAGAGCUGCCUUCUUUACCAUUUCCAUUUGGGAUUACAGAGGAGAAGGGACACACUUCUACCUGACCCUCUUGUAGAGGAAUUGCUUAACGUCAAGAUGGGGAUCCAUUUAUAGAAACUCUGGGCUUUAAGGACUAAAGUCAUCUAAGCAGCAAAUGGAUAUAAUGCCUCUGUCCACCAAGGAGCCCAAAAAGGAUGAAAUAUUAGAUUAUUUGGAGAGAACCUUACAAAUCUCUCAAAGGCUUAUGAAGUAGAGGUCAAGAUUUACAUGGAUGGAUUUUCUUUAAAACAAUUUGAAUAACAACCACACUUGGACUUCUUGCAAGUUUGUACAACGCCUAAAAGCAGCACAUCCUGAGCAACAAUACAACUGUAAGUACACCACACUGAUACCAAUGCACCCUGAGCUGAGCUCAGGAAUAAAAAAGAAGAUUUGAUCUGAAGGCACCAUCUAAUUUGAGUUAUUCUUUCUAAUGUUACCUACUCAGAUGAAAGUGUUUGGUAGCAGGAUAAUAUUGUGUGGAUUUUACUUCUGACAGCGUUGUUCCAUGCUGCUGGCAACACAAAGUGACUGUUACACAAUGAAUGUGCUGACAUUGGCUAUACCUAUUUGGAAAUUCCUUGGGAAGCUGCUAUUCUUUGAACUGUGCAUUCAGCUUAGCAACUUAAACAAAUUAUAUGUUCUAGCAAACUGUCCUGAUGGUUGCAUCUGCACUGCUGAUCUCUUGAGUUGUGCAAACCAGAGCCUUGAACAGGUUCCAGUCACACUGCCUCCCACAACUACUACUCUAGAUCUCAGCCACAACAACAUUGCUUGGAUUAACGGUAACUGGCUGUCUGCCUUACCACGCCUCCAAACCCUACGGAUCAGCCACAAUAAGAUCAACAACAUCUCACGAAAAGUGUUCUACCAUGCCACUGACCUUGCACACUUGGACAUGUCCUCCAACUGCCUGCACAUUGUGGAAGGAUAUUACUUUGAAGGCCUUGUGAACCUGAAAGAACUCUUGCUGUACAAUAACAAGAUCAUACAAGUUGAUGAAAAUGCCUUUGUCAAGCUAACUAGUUUAAGAAAGGUCUAUCUGAGUUGGAACAGGCUAACCAAAUUUCCAUUUGAAUUCAUUCAAAGACUUGAACAUCCUUAUUUGAGGACUCUUGAUCUGUCCACAAACAACCUGAGCACCAUUCCUGUUGAAAUAAUAAGGUCCUUGCCAAGGUACGUUAAAAAUGGCUUAUAUCUUCACAAUAAUCCUGUGAAAUGUGACUGUUCUGUCCAUCAGAUGUUCCAGGAAUGGAAGCACCAUGGUUUCAGUUCUGUGAAAGAUUUCAUAGAGGAACAUACUUGCAAAAUCUAUGCUCAUGAGCCACGGUCAUUACUCAAAACUUUCAAAUACAAUGAGUAUUUUGAUCAUUGUUCUGAGAAUCAGAGGAAAGCAGCUAUUCCAGAAGUGAACUGCAAAGUGGGAGAUUCCUUGAUAAUAGACUGCAACACAGGAUUCCAUGAGGACAAUACCACCACCUACCAGUGGUUCUCUCCCCGUUACGAAUUAUUCAUGUAUUUGAAGCACACUGAUAAGACACAUCAGCUUUUCAAAAAUGGAAGCUUAAAGAUAAUAAAUGCCAAAACUUUGCAUUCUGGAGUUUAUGUAUGCAUAGCUAUCAGUGAGGACCGAAAGAUCAACAGGACACAUAAAGUGAACGUCACCGUCCAGUAUCCCAAGCCAGUGGAGUCCUUCAAUACUGGUCUCACCACUCUCCUGGGAUGUGUUGUGAGCUUGGUCCUGGUUCUGUUAUAUUUGUACAUCACGCCAUGUUACUGUUCAAAGUGCUGCAAGAAGUCUGUAAAACCUCCUCAAGACUGCAGUGCCCAGUCAUCCAUUCUCAGCACCACCCCACCACCCCUCAAUCGCAAGAUCAGUGCAAACAAGCAUGUUGUUUUCCUGGAGCCCAUCAAGGAGAGACAGAAUGGCAAGGUCAAGCUGGCGGUCAGUGAAGACUUUCCAGAUGCUAAAAGCCCUACAUUUCUGCAGCUUAAGUUGGACACUGAAUCCAGCAGUUCAGCCUUUUCUGACCUUCCCUUCACAUCCUACGAGGCAAGAGCACAUUCACCAGCAAAUGGGUAGCAAGCAACUCCCAGAAAGAAUGCAGGAAUAAAGGAGUGAGAGAAAAAACAAGGCAUAUUUAUAAAGAAUUCCUUCAUCAAAACAUGCACAGUUUAAAAAAUGCUCCUUGGAUGAAGGAUAAUUUAUUGAGCUUUCUCCCAUAAAGGAGAGUGAUUUUUUUAUUCCAAUCUGACUGUUUCAUAAACUAUUUACUAUGCACAAGAGAAAUAAUGUCCUUAUCAGAGAAGAGAGUAAACACUCUUUAUACAUCCUAGAUGACUGCAACCCACUCAAUAAUAGAGACAAUAUGAUUGUAGCAAAAGGUACGUUGCUUUUGAAAACUGCUGUGGAAUACAAGUUUGUGACAUAGUUUUAACCCUCAGAGAAUAAACAUUUUCUAUUUAAAAAAACCUUAUGAUUUCAUUUCCAGAAAUGCUUUCAUAACACUAUGUCACAAAAUUUGAAAUGUUUCUGUUCCUGGUUUGAAAGUAUUAUUUCCUGUUUAUUUGUGCAUUACUUACUUUGAAAGUAGUUGUUAUACUCCAGAAACUUCAUUUUGUGGCUGCCACAAACCAUUAUGAAGUGGUUGAGACUGUAUGAGACAUUCAUUGAAAAACAAUAGCAAAAUGAGUUGUUGAAGGCUUUCAUGGCUGGAAUCAGAGUUGUCGUGUGUUUUUUGGGCUGUAUGGCCAUGUUCCAGAAGGAUUGUCUCCUGGAGAGAAUACUUCUGGAACAUGGCCAUACAGCCCGAAAAACACACAACAACCCUAUAGCAAAAUGUGUUGCAAGAUGUCCCACAAAAACAAAGUUUUUGCAGUUUAAUAAACUUUUCCCAUGCUUUUUAUGAUAGAACCAAUUAGGAAAUGAUGUUUAUAACCCAGGAACAAAAACUGUUACAUAGUGUAAUAACUGAUUUGGAAAAUAAAUUCCUGAGUCCAUUCUUUCCAACUUCCAGGCUGUUAAUAAUAACUCACAGCAUAAUUAUAACUCACAGCAUAGUUAAAUACGGAAGCAAUAUCCUCUCUACAGAAGCCAAAAGUCCUGUUCCAGGUAACCACCUCACACCCUGGUGGAUAUUGAUAUCCAGUCAAUCAUGUAAGUGGCAGUGUUAAUCUUUUGCUUGAACUAGCUUUACAGAAUACUGUAUUUCACUGGACACAUUGAACCGCUCCUUAAAAGAACAGAGUUCUGAGUUUCUCUUUUAAGAAGCAUGCUUUUUCAAGAUUGCAUUUUCCAUUGGCAAUCAGAUAGCAGUACAACUAAGAUAAAUUUCUUCUAGCUUGGGACUUCAAUGUUUUUGGACAUUUUUCAAUAUCUUUCAAAAAUGUAAUGCAGAAAAUUAUAUUUUUGAGAAAUGCAAAAUAAUCUCCAUGCUGCCACUACAACAGAAGUAAAUUUGGGGCCAAAGCAGAUGAGUAUGAAUAUAAAGUUAAAAAUGUGAUAGCAUUGGUAUUGAUUUUAAAUGUACAAUUAAAUGCAGUUAAUAUGAAAUUUAAGUACAUUUAUGCACAAUGAAUGUACAAUUAGGUAUAUUAAUUGCAAUUGAUGUAUAUUUAACCUUAAGCAGAUGCAUUUAUUAAAAUGGAUUACAUGAGAACAUAUGUUAGAAACAUAACCAUUCAAACUAGUAUUUAAACCAUUCAAACUUGUCAUUCCUCUCCCCCCUUCUCCUUGCACCAAAACAACUGUAAAUAUCCACAUUCAGGAAUGUAUUAGCCUAUUCAUGCAUUUCAUGUAAUACGAAGCACCUUAUCAUGCAUUGUUCAGCAUGUAUCAUGUAAUGCAGGUUUUAUAUGAACAAUAGCUCUGACUUCUUUCUUCUUGAGAAGAACAGAUUUUCUUGGGAGAACCAAGCUAUUUUGGUAGUACUCCAAUACAUGUAAUGAGAAAUUGUAACCUGGGGCUAGAUGUCCUCUUGAGUUACACUUAAAUAAAAAUCCCUAUUUUUGAGAAAAAAUUUAUUGUGUCAGAAAGUGUAUUUGUCUCACUACAGCAUGGGACAGAGCUGGCUUCCAUUUCAUCUAUGGCCAGGAAAAAAAAUCUAUGCACAAAAUGCAAUUUCAUCCUACAUGAAUCUGCUCAGUUCUGAAGUAGCAGGCAGUCUAGCCUAUUAAAUGUUACAGAUGUCUCUCUUUAUAAAUCCAAAUUGUACCACAAUUUAGAUUUGAUGUGGUGGUUAUGAUCAGGAGGUACGAAGAAAGGAGCGGAAUACACUGUUUAGUGUAAAAGGCAACUGUGAUCCCACAAUAAAAAUGUCAUUGUAUGUGUA
This is a messenger RNA of Anolis carolinensis (green anole), 4520 nucleotides long. It is a transcript of the gene amigo3, whose product is annotated as adhesion molecule with Ig like domain 3. The record is from RefSeq and is a predicted model, not a curated record. NCBI's taxonomy places the organism in Eukaryota, Metazoa, Chordata, Lepidosauria, Squamata, Anolidae. Gene Ontology annotation, molecular function: protein binding. Gene Ontology annotation, biological process: brain development. Gene Ontology annotation, cellular component: membrane.